GGUCUACCCAACAUCUUUCAGGAAGUCUCAUCCUGCUGUAACAAGCUCUUCUCUUCUUCUUUUCAUUCUCCUAAACUAAAGCUUGCUGAUUAAAUUACUUUCUGGGCUUUUGUUCUCUCAUCUCUGCAUCUUCUACUGUUAUUGUCAACAUCUUCCAACACUCUUUGUCGCUGUCACUCAACACAGAGUGCUAGUGUGCUGACAAUAGCAAGGAAGUUUGCUAGUUGUAUUUCUUUCUGGGCAUUUGUUCUGUGCAUCUUCUAGUAUUCCAAUAACUAUCUGUCCUCCAGGAAAGGGACAAGCUAAUAUGGACUUGAUUGGACCAAUCAUUGAGGUUAUUAAGUUCAUUGGUCAACCAGCUAGAAACUAUCUAAAAUACCACAGAAAAUUCAGUGAAUACGUGGAUAGUUUCAAACAAGCUCAAGCAGAUUUGCAUGACCGCAAGGCAGAUAUUCAUCAACAUUUGCAAGACAAGCAUCGUUUUGGGAAAAAGCCAAAGCAGGAAGUUGAAAGUUGGUUCAAGAAAGUAGAGGAGAAGCUUGGUCAUGCUCAACGUGUUGAAGAUAAAGUCAGUAAAGGGAAAUAUCUCUUUCGAUCUUGCUUGGGGAAGCUUGUUGAUGAAACGACUCAAGCAUUGAAGGAAGUAUCUGCUGAAGGUCGUUUCUCCGGGAGCCUUUUGGUUAAUGACCCCUCUACCAUAGCCGUUAAACUACCAACACCAGAAUUAGCAGGUGAAGCUAAUGCAACAGAGGAAAUUUAUAAGUAUUUGAUGGGAGAUGAAGUUAGAAUGAUUGGAGUGUGUGGGAUGGGAGGAAUCGGGAAAACAACCAUAAUGAAGCAUGUUCAUAAUAGGUUGUUGAAAGAAACAAUGUUUGGCAAAUUGAUUUGGGUAACUGUAUCCCAAGACUUUGAUGUUCGAAGGCUACAAAACAAAAUUGCAAGUCAAUUGAAGAAAAACUUGUCAGAUGAUGAGGAUACUACUAUACGUGCAGCAUUGUUAUCUGAAAUGUUGGAGAAACAAGGGAGCUAUGUGCUAAUAUUGGAUGAUGUAUGGAGCAGCUUCUCUCUCGAGGAUGUUGGAAUCCUUGAGCCAACUACAGAUAAUGGAUGCAAGUUAGUAUUGACAACACGCUCAGAAGAGGUUGUUCGAUCGAUGGCUUGUAAGAAAGUCCAAGUGUCCUGUCUUUCUAUGGAUGAGUCCAUGAAAUUAUUCUUGAAUAAAUUAGUCGGACAAGACAUGUUGCCUAAUCAAACUAUAGAAUCGAUUAUGAAACUUGUUGUCCGCGAAUGUGAUGGUCUUCCUCUUGCAAUUGUCACGGUAGCUGGUUGUAUGAGGGGAAUAUCUGAUCCUCUUGUGUGGCAAAAUACUUUGAAUGAACUGAGAGGUUAUAUAAGAAACAUCAAGGAUAUGGAAGAUAAGGUGUUUGCGUGUUUAAAAUUCAGCUAUGAUCGUUUGGAACAAAGAGACCAGGAUUGUUUUCUAUCUUGUGCAUUAUAUCCUGAAGAUUACGAAAUUGAAAAAGAACAGAUAGUUGAAUAUUGGAUGGAACAAGGACUUGUAGAUGAAAUGGAGACUAGACAAGCAAUGCAGGGUAGCGGCCAUUCUAUUUUACGGAAGCUUGAAGAAAACUGUUUGCUAGAAAGGGUUACAAAGGGUACACACAUAAAGAUGCAUGAUGUUGUGAGAGAUAUGGCUUUACAUAUCACAAGAAAAAGAUUUUAUGUAAAAGCCGGUAAACAAUUGGAAGAGCUACCUGAUACGAAAGAAUGGGGUGAAGAUAUCGAGAAGGUUUCCUUGAUGGUUAAUACCAUAUCAAAAAUUCCUCAAAAUAUACGAUCUCUGAGAUGUUGGAAGCUCACGACUUUGUUGCUCUCAAACAAUUCCUUGAUAGAAAUUUCAGAAUCUUUCUUUGAACAUAUGCCUAAUCUUAAGAUUCUUGAUCUUUCUUCGAAUUCUAUUCAAAAUUUGCCCAGUUCUAUCUCCAAAUUAGAGAAUCUCACAGCAUUGUUGCUUUGUCAAUGCUAUGAAUUAAAGAAUGUGCCAUCUCUAUCAAAGCUUCAAGCUCUGAAGAAAUUGGAUCUUAGAGAAACAAAGAUCAAGAAAAUCCCUCAAGGUUUGGAAAUGUUAGCGAAUCUUUGAUAUCUCAAUCUCGAAUUUAACAUGGGGUUCAUACAGAUGCCCGAUGGAGUAUUGUUAAAACUGCAUCGUCUUCAACACUUGACGAUGCGUCCAACAUUAUUGAGAGUGGAAGAGGUGAAGACAUUGGACAAGCUGGAAGUUUUCGAAGGUUGCUUCCCUGACGUGCAUGACUUGAGCCUGUUUGCUGCUCAAAGAAAAAGGCCUAAUAAGUAUCGCAUUUGGGUGAGUAAUGGAUUCAUUGGUCACUGGAGGAAUUUCAGUGUCAAACCUGUUUUACAUAUAAUUCGCAGAGACUAUGGUAAAAUGGUUACAUUUAAGGGUUUUAUUAUGAAUACUGAAGAUCCAAUCAUACUUCCAUCUGAUAUCCAGCAACUACAACUACGUAAGUGUAAAGGUGGGAGAUCAAGUUUAAACGGUAUUUUUGGUUUAAAAGAUGUAACUGAUUUGAGAGAAUGUACAAUUAUUGAUAGUUGCAAUGGGUUGGAGUCCAUUUUUUCCUCAUGGUGUGCAUCACUCCAAACAAUUGAGGUUCUUCAUAUGAGGUCGUUGAGGAAUUUGGAAGCCAUAGUUGGAGAGUCAGUACCAUCAACGCCUGGCACCUUCUCCUCUCUUAAAGUAAUUCAUUUAGUUUGGUGUGGAAAAUUGAAGAAUUUGUCAGCAAAGUGGGUUUUCCACAACUUGGAAGAGAUCGAAGUUCGGAGUUGUAUAGGAAUGGAGGAAAUAAUAGCAUCAGAGAUAGAAGGGAUGAGUACCGAUAACGUCGUCAUGUAUACUCUUCCCAAAUUAAGGAUAUUGAAAUUGGUUCAUCUGCCAGAAUUGAAGAGCAUUUGUAAAACAAAUGAAGUAAUGGUUUGUGAUUCUCUCCAACAAAUUGAGAUAUGGAAUUGUCCAAAGCUAAAGAGGAUACCUCUAUAUCUUCCCCUGCUUGAGCUUGGCAAUAGCCAACCAUCUCCUCCUCGUCUCAAAGAAAUCUGUAUGGAUCCAGAGGAAUGCUGGGAGUCAAUGGAGUGGGACCAUCCAAUGCUAGGAAUGUCCUUCUACCUUUGCUCAAGUUCCGGAAUGGCAGCAAUACACAAUGGGUGA
Messenger RNA from Theobroma umbraticum, 3223 nucleotides. NCBI's taxonomy places the organism in Eukaryota, Viridiplantae, Streptophyta, Magnoliopsida, Malvales, Malvaceae. The record is from RefSeq and is a predicted model, not a curated record.